This is a messenger RNA of Planococcus citri (citrus mealybug), 2285 nucleotides long. Its product is annotated as TD and POZ domain-containing protein 1-like. Gene Ontology annotation, cellular component: cytoplasm; nucleus. The record is from RefSeq and is a predicted model, not a curated record. NCBI's taxonomy places the organism in Eukaryota, Metazoa, Arthropoda, Insecta, Hemiptera, Pseudococcidae. The transcript is spliced from 3 exons. Gene Ontology annotation, molecular function: ubiquitin protein ligase binding. Gene Ontology annotation, biological process: proteasome-mediated ubiquitin-dependent protein catabolic process; regulation of proteolysis; protein ubiquitination. The coding region runs from base 1218 to 2186 and encodes 322 amino acids.
CUUAUUCUUGGUAACCCAGUACAGUCUUAUCAAACAUUAUCUACACUACCUACGUAUUUCAAAUCACAAGAUAUCAUUACGAAUUUAGGUAAAGCCAUAUUCUACGCACCAUACAUGUUUUCAAAGCUAAUUCAACAGCAAGGUUUUUAUUUUCGCUCGUGCUGUUUGAAUAUUUUCGGAUAAAAUGAUUUGUGAAAAAUAUUUUUAUAGAUUUCUCAAAAGCAUCAAGCCUCGUAGAAAAAAUAAGCAACCCAAACUGAAAUCAGAUUGUUUGCCAACUGAAAUCCAACAGAAUACAGCGCCUCAGAGUCAUGAAGUCCACUUUAUUUGGAUAAUAGCCGAAAUAACUUUCCAUACACUGGAAUUGGCAUUAACCUUUUUGUUUGGAAUAUUAACUAUUAUGAAUUAGCAGAGUAGAAUGCGUUGUUUUCAACCCAAUUGUCUAAUAUACGUAGUAAGAUCAGUAUAAACUGUUGCAUUGAAAAAAACUCAUUUCUACUUUUCUCAAGUACGAGUCCUACAGUGACAAUAACUUCACAUAAUGAAAUGAGGUUAUUAAACAAAACAGGCAAAUAAGUGAAUAAAAUAAAAUAAAAUAAAAUAAUAAUCAUGGGGAGACAGGUAGUAAUACAGAAAAAUACCAGGUGAAGUAAUAUUGAUAGACCAAGAAGUGAAAAAAAGGGAUUAUCUUAGAAUACAUGGUAUAACCUAUAACCAAACUGGAAUGAAUGCAUUUACAGCUGAAUAACAGGACAUUUUGAAUUGGCAGGAUUUCUAAUUUUUGAAAAUAAUUUUUUGUGCUUCCCCCUCUAUUUUUAUCUACAAUGCUCCUCACUGUCCAGUUUUUGUAAAAUAAAUAUGAAUAUAGGUUCCAAAUGACGAAGGAAAAAAGGAAGAAAGGAAGGAAGAGAGGAAGCAGUCUAAACCGUGACUCCAUCCUUUGCUUCCACCACAUUACGAGUAAUUAUCUAGGUACCGUCUUAUCAAACGUUAUCUACAAUUUAGGUAGGUAAAGCUGUAUUCGACACCACACACAGUUGUUAAAGCUCGCGGACAUCGUGGUUAUAAUUUAAAUUAUAAGUUUUUAAAAAUAGAUUUUUUUAGGUUUUUUAAGUAGCAACACUGAUUUUGACAUUAGACGCCGCAUACAGUUGUUUUAGCUUAUCAACAGCAAGGUUUUCAUUUUCGCUCGUGCUGUUUGAAUAUUUUCAAAUAAAAUGGUUUAUAAAAAGUAUUUUUCUAAAUUUUUUGAAUCGAUCAUGCCUCGUAGAAAAAAAAAACAACCCAAUCCGAAAUCAGAUUGUUUGCCAACUGAAAUCCACCACCAAACAACGUCUCAGGUUCAUAAAGUCAACUUUACUUGGACAAUAGACGAAUUAGAUUUCCACAUAACGAAAAAGGAGUUCCUUAAAUCGUGCAAAUUUUCAGCCAUCACAAACGAGGAACGUGAAUGGCGUUUGGUCUGUUUGCCCUACACAGAUACACUUUAUAAAAGCGACGACCACCUCAUGUCAAUCUUUUUAAACCUAUGUUUCGUUCAGGCUCGUACACAUGUUAAAGUGGCCGGAAAACGUGAUAUUUGUUUCCUGAAUAGCCAACAGAAAGAAUUAUAUCGCACAACAAUCCCAAUCUGUCAACUUGAUAGUAACUGGUCAUACUCUACAACUUUUCGUAUUAAAAAAAAACAUAUUUUACCCGGCAACAAAUUAACCAUUCGAUUCAACUUAACUUACAUAAACAUGGACGACUCUAUAUUUUCUAAUAAAAACAAUGCACCAACAUCGACGGCAGCAGCACCUGCAGCACCACAUCAACGUCAAAUUCCCAAAAGCGAACAGUCAGAAAAGGUCGCCUUACUGGAUAGAGAGGACAAACUCGAGGACGUUGUAAUUUCAGACAGGGGUAAAAUUUACUUAGCUCAUAAAGCUACUUUGGUCGCAUGCAGUCCAGUUUUUGCUUAUAUCAUCAAAGCAAAAGAGAAAAAAGGAAAAAUAACGCAAAUAAAGAUUCCUGAAGUAAAUGCAGAAGUGUUCGGUGAAAUGUUAACAUACAUUAAUACAGGAAAAUUGUUCGUUGAUAAUGCCACCGAUUUAUUCAAGUUAGCUAAGGGAUUUCACAUAAGGGAACUGGAAAUCAAAUUGAUCAACUAUAUGGAUCAGAAAUAUGGGUGGCGUACUGGCGAGUAAAGCAUUACUCAACACUUCAUAUUUUAUUUUACAGUUAGGUUGUACAUAAUUUUUGUUCGUGUUGUUUAAAUAUUUCCAAAUAAAAUGAGAAAUGAAUAA